AUGGCUUACGCAGUGCGAACAGCGGCGCUCUACGUCGCGGUGGUCCUGGUUCUCCUCUGCGCCGUCGCGCUUCCGUCUGUGGCAUGGUGGAGCAAGGGUCACAUGGCCGUCGCCCUCAUUGCGCAGCGCCACAUGGACCCGAAGCUGGUGAAGAAGGCUAAUGCCGCUGCCAAGGUGCUCUCCCUCGCUGGCCCCUUCCCCAAGUCACCGGAUAUGGUACAGCUGGGGCCGUGGGCCGACGACCUGCUCGAGUCCGGGCUCAAGACGAACUUCAACUGGCACUUCAUAACAACACCAUACUAUCCGGACUCCGACUUUACUCUCGAGUUCAGCCCGGUGCAGACGGUGAAUGUCGCCUCCGUCAUACCAAUGUUGGAGUCUGCGAUCACGAAGACAACAGCGACGACUGAGAUUAUUACGCAGUGCUUGGCAUUCAUGAUUCACUUCUUCGGCGACAUACACCAGCCGCUGCACAAUGCAAACUUAUUCUCCAAUGAGUACCCUCUGAGCGACUACGGCGGCAAUGCGCAGAUGGUGACCAUCGAUUCUAAUGGAACUAAGAUGCUGCUGCACGCGUACUGGGACUCGAUGGCGGAAGGACCGGCCAGUGUGGGCUACUCACGGCCGUUGAGCAAGGACGCCUACGACGACCUGAACGCGUUCGUCGACUACCUGGAAGCGACAUAUGCAGGCAACUUGACGAUGCCGGAGAAGAACCUUCAGAACACGACGGCGAUUUCGAACGAGGGGCAUGAGCUGGCGAUCAAGUACGCGUUUCCUGGGGCCUUCAACGGCGCCACGCUCUCGAGCGAGUACAAGACGAACGCCAAGUUCAUCACUGAGCGGCGCGUGCUUCUUGCCGGCUACCGCCUGGCCAAGAUGCUGAACACGACGCUGAAGUCAGUGAGCAUGGACACUAUUCUGCAGGGACUCAACAACAUCCAGGCAGAGGUGCCGCCGCUUGACAACACCACCAUUGUGCACACCUUUCAGGAGAGGGGGCUCAGCACCGGCCUCACGGUGGGCAUUGCCAUCGCUCUCUUCGUCGCCGGAGUGCUGAUCUCUACCGGCGUCGUACUCUUCCUGAGUCGCCAGCGCCAGGUGCGCAGCGACUAUCAGCCAUGCGAACCGAUUGCACUGGAUUUAUAA
This is a messenger RNA of Leishmania major strain Friedlin, 1149 nucleotides long. RefSeq names its product putative 3'-nucleotidase/nuclease. Gene Ontology annotation, molecular function: endonuclease activity; nucleic acid binding. The transcript has a single exon. The record is from RefSeq and is a predicted model, not a curated record. Bases 1 to 1149 code for a protein of 382 amino acids. Lineage: Eukaryota; Euglenozoa; Kinetoplastea; Trypanosomatida; Trypanosomatidae. Gene Ontology annotation, biological process: DNA catabolic process.